AUGCAAGGCACGACGGAAAAUCAGCUACCGGUAGCAGAUGAUCCCUGGACCAGCACCCUGUCCUUCAGACCACGCAAUGCAAAUCCUGACGCUAUUAAUCUAAAUCGCGUCCGCUAUGCUCGUGCCAAGAGCGAGCAUGUUGUCGAUGCAGACGGUGAGACAAUGUCGAUCCAGUUGUCUUGCCCAGCAACCCCCGAUAUGGGUCACGCCUACCGUCUGGUCAAACCUGCUGGCGAGAAAGACCGUGGUGACUUCCUAUCGGUUGAGGUUUCCUGCCCGGCAAAUUCGGACGUUGGUAUGGAUGACGUCUAUCCCCCCGACAGGAAUGAUGAUGCGGAGCGCCACACUGCCAUUCUUUCCGCCCAGGUAUCUUGUCCGGCCUCUCCGCUUAUCAAGAAGCGUAGGGCGGAGACCGAUCUCGCUGAAGAGGACAGUGACAUGGAUGAUGAUGACGAUGAGGACGACGAGGACGAGGACGAGGACGAUGAUGGUGAUAGUGAUGGAAUGCUCGAUGACGAGACCUACGCAGGAAUUGAAAAUGCAUUCAAGAAAACCUCCAGCGAUGAGGUGUAUAUCAGUAAGGAUCCCCGUUGGAUUAAUCUUUCAUUCAUAACCUUGCUUCCACCCUCCGUCUACCCACCAGACGAACGUCUUUUCAACGCUUGGUAUAAUCAACCUCGGCCCGAAUUCGAACUGCCCGAACUUCAUAAAAUCCCAGUCGGGUGGGUGAAACACAGGUGGAGCUUGGGAGGCCAUGGGGUAUUUCUCCGCCCCGAUAAUGAGACCUUAUAUCAAUUUAUCGACAGGAAGGGUGUGAUUGUCAUGAUGGAAGAUAUAGUGUUCGACCCGUACUACGGCCGCGGGAAUGAUGACAUGAAGCUGACUGGUGAGCUCGCUCGUUUAACGCUAACAUGGCAUCUGAUUCAGGGCUAUUUGAAUAAGCUUGACUUCAAUUGGCAUUUUUUCAAGGUGGAAAUGCAGAUGUGGAGAGUAAAAGGGCGCCGAUAUGAGGUUCUUGGAUUGACUGACAAAGGUUAUCGUGACAAUGAUGUGUCCCGUGCUGCAGAGAAAGUGGCCUGGGAAGAGUCAUACGGAGCUCAUCGCCGUCGAAAAUCCCCUUUCUUUAUUGGAUAUACUACGGAUCCGAACACAGGAUUGGUUUUCGAAGUUCAUAUGCCCAAUGAUCGCGGCCGUCCCGAGGUCCCCGAUAGUGUUUGGAGGAUUCCUGACACUCUCAACAGAGUUAAUAGGGCGAUUGCGGAGAAUGGAGGGACUCCUGACUCUCCGGUUUGUGAGAUGGAGAGUGAUGAUCCGGAGUAUGAUAGGAGGUUCUUCAGGGGAAUCAACUAUGGGUUUGCAGCGGAGAAAGGUUGGGGUUGGGGUGCCUGGUAUUAG
Molecule: messenger RNA, 1395 nt
Organism: Aspergillus heteromorphus CBS 117.55
Lineage: Eukaryota; Fungi; Ascomycota; Eurotiomycetes; Eurotiales; Aspergillaceae
Exons: 2
Coding region: 1-1395 (464 amino acids)
Source: RefSeq, a predicted model, not a curated record